Molecule: messenger RNA, 2504 nt
Organism: Fomitopsis serialis
Lineage: Eukaryota; Fungi; Basidiomycota; Agaricomycetes; Polyporales; Fomitopsidaceae
Exons: 1
Coding region: 253-2223 (656 amino acids)
Source: RefSeq, a predicted model, not a curated record
AAGGAGCUCGGCGGCGACCAGGACAGCGAGUACCUUGCGGUAAUCGCCCCGCCAUCACCACCUACGGUACCACUACCCGCGUCGAUCGCGACCACCCGGAAGGUCGUCGCAAUCGACAGUGGCCCGUCUACAUCACAGAGCGACAGUGUAGUCGCAUCAGCAGCCACGCACGGCGGCGCGUCCGGAGCGCAUACAUGCACUACCGACUCGCCCCACCUCGCCACGACGGGUGCGGCACCGCCAUCGAGCUCUAUGCUCAGUGUAGGUGCUGCCGAACAUCCUUCUAAGGAGGAGUGCGAGUACCCCAGGGUACUCGCACACCCACUGGAUCCGCACGCAGAGGGUACGGCAUACGGACAUGAUCGUCCGACUGCCAAGGGCGAGUACCGUGAGGUACUCGCCAACUCAUCUUCUUGGUUCGCAGUGCCACCGCCGUGUCGCACUGGGAUGAACCAUUCCACCGUCGUAAACGAAUGUCAGGAUGGAAUAGUGGCCGGGCCCCAUUCGGUAGAUUGCGAGCAGUCGACCAAGACGCCUACCACGGUAGACGUGCGAUGGGCUGCACCCGAGAAGCAAUGGCAACCGUCGGGACGCUACGUGCUACCGGCACGUCGCGUUCAGCAAGACCGACGCGAGUUGGUUGUGUCUUUCAACGGCGAGCACCAGCCCAAGUACCAUGGGGUAUUUGGCACGCCCAGCGAACAAGACCGGGAGCUACCGCCGCCAAGCACAUCCACGAUGGAUGUGUCGCUGCUUCCUCCGGACCUGGCCCAGUCGAACGAUUCGACGCGGAUUGAUAAUCCUACGUCAGGAGCAAGAACAUCUGGCGAGAACGAAUCUUCGUUCUCGCGGGUGCGCAGCACGGCAGGCACUUCGAGUGAAGUGUCCGCGUCGACUUGCACGACGAGGAGGUCGUCGCGCGCCCAAACAAGGUCGCGUUCCCGGGAGCUAGUUGGAAGUUUUCCGAUGCAGCUGGAUGAACUGGACGCCCCAUCGGCACGAAGGCAAGAACCUUCGGACACAGGUGAACAGCAAUGUUCACCUACUAUUGGAGGUACCGAGACCGAACCAGUGCGGGUGCAUGAGGGGGCUACCGUCCUCAUGAGAGGGGGCACUCUCCAAAAAGGGGAAGGGAGCGGGGCCUCGAGCGGCCACCGCUUGCGUCACACCACCACCAGUACAUCUCGUGAAGAUGUACUGGUCUCGAAUCCUGCAGCUACAUGGACGCCAAGCCGUGAGCUUGACGUACAGGUUAUCCAUGGGGACUCGACGCGAAGGUCAGCUACUCGCACAUUGAGCCAGGGACUCAAUGUGCAGUACACCUCACGAGUGGCCAGUACAUCACAUAGUGGUGUACUGGGAUCGGACGCAGUCACGGGCUGUACAUCCAGCGUUGAGCUCGACGUACGAGCUUCACGUCGAACAUCGAGACAGGUACCACCGGUACCACGCGUGUCGAGCGAUCGACUCGACGUACAGAAUACAGGUGACCGUCUCGGCCACGACCUUACUCGGGAAGAUGGUACUUCGCGCCGUGAAGUACCAGUCUUGAACCAAGCAUGCACACCGGAUCGUCCAGUAACCGUCGAUGUGAGUCAAUGGCCCACGGACGAGGUGUUGCGCGAGUUGUGUUUCAGCCUCCUCGCGGACCAGCUCGACCACGAUUUCGACGAGGCUGAAUGCGCGGCGAGUGAUGGCGAGUGGGCCAUUUGGGCUCACUGCAAGAGAUCUGCACUCAGCUGUGGACAGGCCAUCGAGGAGAUGUCCCCGCGACCGGGGACAUAUUCUCGUGCUGCUCGACGAGCAUGGGACCACUUCCAGAGGGAAUUGGAAGUGGUUCCUCUCGAGUUUGAUCCUCUGCUGGUUGCACCAUUACCUAUGGAGAUGGUGCGAUAUUGGGCCUACAACAAGCUGGGAUGGCUUGUUGUACCACCUCGCAGUCAACCUCAGGAUGACUCCGACUGGUACAACUCCUCUGAUGAGGAGCCUCAUACCACAACUCGUGAGGAUUACUCUGACCAUGUUGAGUCAGAGUCUCUCUCCGAGUCCGAGCAUCAUAGCUCGUGGGAUUCUUCGAAUCCAGGUUCUGAGGGGGCAAACGCAGUAGUAGUCUCUGACUACUACGAGCAGUCCGAGAUGGAGGAUACCUACAGUUCUUCUGCACUAUCUGCUGAAGACGAGGGUAACUCCGAAGAUGCAGACUAUUACUCGGAGUCCGAGUAGUAGUCUACAUGCUGGUUGCACAACUCUGUCGAGUUGUGUAUGACAAUGGUGAACGGUCGUGUCGGCUCACUGACGUGAAGUAGUUUGUCGCUGUCUACAGUUCAACAUCAUCUUUGUCUUGCCAAUUGCUACCACCGUUGGGUGGUUGCAUGUACUAUUCCUUUCUUUCCUUUUUCUCUCUGUUUCUCUGGUUAUCGCUGGGACCCGUGGUCGUGUCCAGUGGGGGAGAGUGUAACGGAUAUCCCCGUUACGGUAUAUUUUACAUUACAUAUUUGUCCUUG